Entrophospora candida is the source of this 1611-nucleotide messenger RNA. The record is from the annotation of a GenBank genome assembly. NCBI's taxonomy places the organism in Eukaryota, Fungi, Glomeromycota, Glomeromycetes, Entrophosporales, Entrophosporaceae.
AUGUCAACAGUCUAUCUAGAGAUAAAGCGCCUUACUUUAAAGUUCUCUCAAGAACUACCUAAAGAGGAUCUUACUAAAAUAAUCGCCUAUAUCAGUGAGGAUGUCAAUCGAGCAAAUCAGGUAGAGCAAGCCCUAGCUGUCUUUGAUACUGAUGAAGAGAAAUGCAAUUACUUGAAAACUUAUUUGGACUUUUUGAAGCCUGAACUGGGGGCUUGGAACGCUUUGAAGAAUGGAACAAAAGAAAACCAGUUUCUUCGGUUGUCUAAAGAGGCCUCCUAUAUUUUAGGUGAUGAUGAUAAAGGUUCCAAUCCACCUGCUCUGUUCAUCCGUGAUUGCUAUAUUCACCUUUCAGAGAUUAUUCUUGAGGAUGACAAUAUCCGCCGUUUGCGUAUUACUGGCAAUCCGGGAAUUGGAAAGACCUUCUUUGGUUAUUACCUACUUCAUCUGCUUGCGAUCCGAAAUAAGACAGUUAUAUAUCACAAAUGUAACAAAACACCAAUUCUUUUCAGUGAAGAAGCUGUUUAUCGUAUUUACCAAGAUAAUAUUUAUGAAUUCAAUGAUUUUCUGAUGAAAAGAGAAGUAUGGUAUAUUGUGGAUGGCCGAGAACCAUCAGAUGUUCAUGCAAAGACAAUUCUUAUCUGUUCACCCCAGAAGCAUUACUAUCACAAAUUCGACAAGCUUGGUACAAUUAUUCGGUAUAUGCCAGUGUGGUCAUAUGUAGAAAUCAAGAAAUGCAAAGAUAAACUUUUUCCUGAUCUUAAUCAAGAAUUGGUUCAAAGUUUAUACAAUAAAUGGGGCGGGAUUCCUCGUUACACGUUGUAUUAUGCGCUUAAUGAUAGUCAACAAGAUCUUCUCCAAAUGGCAAUUAGCACUGUUAAUCAAAGAAUAUUGAACUUUGUUGAUAAUAUAGAUGAAUCUUCUAUAUCAAAAAAUUCCAUGGUAACUAAACUAGAUAAAGGUAAAGGUAGUGCAGUAAUUAAACCGGAAAUGAGAAAAGAUAGACCUUUUUAUACAAUGUCAAUCCUAGAGUUUGCAUCUGAUUAUGUUUCCGAGAAGGUAGUAGAUAGACUCGCAACUCAUUAUAGAAAUCAGUUGCUGAAUUUUGUGGAAAGUAGCUCGUUAAUAAAUGAAUACAGUACACUCCGAGGUGCAAUAUUUGAGCAGAUCGCUCAUCAGAAAUUGCUAAGUGGAGAAUCUUUUAGGACCCGUCCUUUAUUUGAACAAACUUCUUCCUUUGGGAAUGGUAAUUCCAGAUUUAGAUUGCCUACAAGAGACAAAUUAUUAUUCAACAACAUUAAAGAGAUUGCACCUAACAAGUACUGUAUACCAACUCAAAAAAAAUUUGCAUCAGUUGAUGCAAUUAUUCACCCCAACAUAUUUUUUCAAAUGACGACUUCCAAGAAUCAUCCUAUCAACAUAAAUGGCUUGCGAAAACUUAUUAACGAAAAUGAAAAUUUGGAUAUUAAAUUUUAUUUUGUUGUACCGAAGGAACUGUACAAUGACUAUCAAGAGCAGGAUCUUCAUACUCAGUGCAAGACUGUUGUCCAGUGUAGACCACUUUGGACUAAUCACCUUAAACAAUAUGUUUUGGAGCUUGAUUUAAAAUUAUAA